GCUCCACCUGGCACAGGCAGUCAGCCCGAGACCUCAGCUCCGGCAACCUGAGUCAGCCCUCCAGGGCGCUGCGAAUAUUAAACAGAGACUCUCCGACGAUAUGUUCAUCAUCACAAUCUCUUUUCUCCUCUGCUCUCGACCAGUCCAGCCGCCAUGCCUGGUUCUAUGGGGCUCACACCGCGAUCUUCGAUGACAAUUGUCGAUCAAGAUCUACCCCACACGGAUCCAGACGCCACGAAAUCCGAACAACCCCUAUUCAAACAACAAAAUCUGACUAGAGAGCCUGUAGCAGUCAGCUGGGAUGGGCCCGACGACCCGGAGAAUCCGCAAAACUGGACAGACCGCAAGAAGUGGUGGAUCACGUUCGUUUGUGUGAUAUCGACUGUGAAUGUGACAUUCGCCUCCUCUGCGCCGAGCUCGGCGUUGGGGUCCAUCCGUGCCGAAUUUGGAAUCUCCGCUGAGGUAUCAUAUCUCAUCACGUCGGUGUUCCUCUUGGGUUAUGUGUUCGGGCCUCUCGUGUGGGGACCCGGAAGCGAGCUGUUGGGUCGCCGCCCUGUGUAUGUGCUUGCCAUGACGAUGUACACGAUCCUCCACCUCGGUGAAGCGCUCGCCCGAAACAUCGAAACACUGCUCGUCACGCGGUUCCUCGGCGGCCUCUUCGCCUGCGCUCCUUUGGUCAGCUCGGGCGGUGUCCUCGCGGACAUCUGGUCAGUAGAGAAGCGCGGCACGGCGACGAGUCUGUUCGUCGCGAGCGUGUUCCUCGGUCCGGUCAUGGGCCCCCUCAUCGCAGGCUACAUGGUCGAGAGCGGGCUGUCGUGGCGCUGGGUCUUUUGGGUCAUGAUGAUGUUUGCGGGGACGAGCACCACGCUGAUCAUCUUCGGACUGCCGGAAACGUUCGCCCCGGUGUUGUUGCUCAAGAGGGUUCGUGCGCAGCGCAAGGCGGAGCCAGAAGCACUGGGCCACCUGUAUGCGGCGCAUGAAAAGCGGGACUGGUCCGCGCUGGGCAUCAUCCGCUCGACGCUCUUUCGCCCGUUCAUCAUGCUGGCCGGUGAACCUAUCUUAGUGCUCGUCACCCUUUAUCUGUCGCUCAUCUACGGCGUUCUCUACGGUCUCUUUGAGACAUUCCCACUCAUCUUCAUCCAGAAGCGCGGUUUCACGAUCGCUCAAAACGGACUGGUUUUCAUCGGUGUCGGGAUCGGCACUUCGCUGGGCGCCUUCAUCAACUAUCUCUGCUCGCGGCAUUACCCAGAGCUCAUCAAGAAGUGGAGAGGGUUUCCGCCUGCCGAGGAGCGAUUGAUCGGUGCGAUGUACGGCGCCCCCCUCUUCGUGGUCGGCGUUUUCUGGCUCGGAUGGACUGGCCAAUAUCCGAGUGUGCCGUGGUACGUUCCUGCGCUGAGCACGAUCUUCAUCGGAAUCGGCAUUUCGUCGGUCUUCAUGGGCUUCCUAAGCUAUCUUGUGGACACCUACCUCAUGAACGCCGCUUCGGCAUUUGCUGCGAACACAUUUCUCCGCUCACUCGUGGCUGCCGCAUUCCCGCUCUUUGUCGUGCAGAUGCUCAACGGGAUGGGUGUCAACUGGGCCGCGACGCUCCUCGGAGGUGUCGGACUUUUGCUCGCUCCGUCGCCGUUCCUGUUCUACAAAUAUGGGGCAAGGAUCAGACAGCGAAGCAAGUUUGCGCCGUGUCUGGAUCUCAAGAUCGCAGCGGAGCUAGAAAUGGAGCGAGAGAAGGGAGAUGCCAGCGUGUAG
Mycena citricolor is the source of this 1746-nucleotide messenger RNA. The record is from the annotation of a GenBank genome assembly. NCBI's taxonomy places the organism in Eukaryota, Fungi, Basidiomycota, Agaricomycetes, Agaricales, Mycenaceae.